GUUUUUUUAAGGUUUUUUUUUUUUUUUUUUUAGCACCAGACUGUAGCAGCUAGCAUGCUAGCUCGCAGAUAUGGACGCUGUUCGGUGGAGAUUUGCAGAUGGCACAUCGGCCAAACAAGUUAGCUGCUCGGCUCAUCUGUUCGCGCCCUCCCCGAGACAAAAACAGGAACAAUUUUAAAUUUUAGUUUCUGGUUUAUUAGUCAUCAAACUUCGUGUGCUCGCUCUCCCAUCACAACAACAACAACGUCUAUCUCUUUUUUUUUAAUGCAUCGUUUCUCAAUGUGUCAUUCCAUGCCUGCUGGAGCAGUUCAAGCUGAAAAGGGAAAAGGGGAAAGAAAUCUAGUAACUACAUAAAGAAGAGGACCAAAAUAUAUAUAUUUAAAUCUAAAGAAGCAGGGCUCGGAGGAAAGCCGAGCACCAGACCAAAGCUGCUGUCAUGGCUGGGAGUCGAACCGCCACGAAAUCUCUCGUAACAUGCGUCUUCUGCCUGACGAUUCUCCUGACUUCAGUGGCUGCGGCACAAGGUGAAGAAAGGGAAUGUGCCUUCUCAGACCAGCAGCACCGGGAGGUGGAGCGAGUAGCUGGGGGCGAGGGCCGGGUCUCCCCAGAGAACACCACCAUCCGAUGUGCCAAGGGCAACCAUUGUUUCGGCCUGUGGGAGAAAAGUCCUCCGAGCGAAGUGCGGCUCGUCAAACAAGGUUGCUGGAGUCACCUGGGCGAUAAUCAGGCCUGCCGAGAUGACCGCUGCGUGGUGACCAACCUGCCCCCGCAGGUCCAGAAUGGAACGUUCCACUUCUGCUGCUGUGGCAGCGACAUGUGCAAUGUCAACUUCACCGACGACUUCCUGUCGCCAAGCCCCACCACUGCACAGCCUAUAAAUACCAGAGUGAACGGCAUGGAUCGUUUAUUUAAAAUAAUCAAGCGCUUCCUGAGCCGAGCCAUGAGCCGACCCGAAUCGAGCCGGGACAUUUCACUGGUGCUCCCGAUGCCGUCCUCGCCUCUCUGCCUGGCUCCUCCUCCGACGUUGGCCUCCUCGCCCUCUGAGCUCGCGGCUCCCAGUUCUCCUCGCCGGGUCCCCGCCAUCGUAUCCAGCUGUGGCCCUCAAAGGGCGCGCUCGCUGGCGCUCACCUGA
Messenger RNA from Nematolebias whitei (Rio pearlfish), 1132 nucleotides. Its product is annotated as bone morphogenetic protein receptor type-2-like. Gene Ontology annotation, molecular function: ATP binding; transforming growth factor beta receptor activity. Bases 437 to 1132 code for a protein of 231 amino acids. Gene Ontology annotation, cellular component: plasma membrane; signaling receptor complex. The transcript is spliced from 5 exons. The record is from RefSeq and is a predicted model, not a curated record. Lineage: Eukaryota; Metazoa; Chordata; Actinopteri; Cyprinodontiformes; Rivulidae. Gene Ontology annotation, biological process: cellular response to growth factor stimulus; vasculature development; BMP signaling pathway.